Molecule: messenger RNA, 1614 nt
Organism: Kwoniella shivajii
Lineage: Eukaryota; Fungi; Basidiomycota; Tremellomycetes; Tremellales; Cryptococcaceae
Exons: 9
Coding region: 1-1614 (537 amino acids)
Biological process (GO): transmembrane transport
Cellular component (GO): membrane
Molecular function (GO): transmembrane transporter activity
Source: RefSeq, a predicted model, not a curated record
AUGGAAAAGGCUUACCCAAAUGAUCCUGACAAAGUAGAUACCGAUUUCGACGCUCAGGUCGUUGAAGAAGUCGAUAGAGGCGCAGAAAAUGAAAUAUCACUCUAUGGUGGGAUAUCCACUCUACCGCUUUGGAAGACAUAUAUGGUCGUGGCAGCUCUGACUGCUCUUUUCACCUGCAACUCUGGCUCCAUCCAGUCGAUGAACGUUGCUAUUGGUUUCAUUGCAAAGGAUCUUAAAUUCGAAGCAGCCCAAGUUCAAUGGAUUCAGUCUGCUUAUGAGCUCUCAAGUGGAUGUCUAUUGCUUCUGUUCGUUCCGUUGUCCGAGCAAUUUGGCGCGCGAUCCGUAGUAUUGUUCGGAGGAGGUUUCUUCUGUCUUUCGGCGAUAGCGUGCGCCAAUGCUAAAACAGCUAUCCAAUUCAUUAUUUUUCGAGCUUUGGAAGGAAUCGGAAUUUGUGCUGUCGUUCCGUCUGGGUUUGACGUUCUAAGUCAAAUGCUGCCUCUCACUGGCGAGGCAAGUAGUCGACGAGGUAUUCUCAUCGCUAUCUUCGCUGCUGGAGCUCCCAUGGGAUCAGGAUUAGGAACGAUUUUCGGUGGUUUACCCACUCAAUAUUCCGCCAUAGAAUGGAGAGGCAUCUUCGCAGUCUACGCCGGUAUAUCAGGGGUGGCCACUAUCGCAGCCGCUUUGACUGUACCCCCAAGUAAAACAAGCCAAGUGAAAGGUGGAGUAGAUUAUAUCGGAGCUGCGAUGGUCACUAUCGCAUUGACACUCAUCAUUUUCUGCCUUGCUCAAGGUCCGGCAGUAGGGUGGUCUACCGGAUAUAUCAUUGGUCUGCUUAUAAUUGGAUGCAUCGCUUUGAUUGCUUUUGGAGUAUAUGAAUGGUGGUUAGAGAAAAAGGACCGAACUCCGAUGCUGCGAAUGUCCAACUUUGCUCGAGGUCGAUAUGCAGUCGUCAACAUUCUCGGUUUGAUUGGCUUUGGAACUUUCAUCACUUGGGACUACUGGGCCGGUCUCAUGUACGCUCAGGUAUUCGAGUAUGACGCUAAAGGUAUCAUGUUACGAUACCUACCUCAAUCAAUCGGUGGAUUACUUGGUGGCCCUCUCACUACUCUCAUGCUCCGUCGAUUGUCCACCCAAGUUGUUUUCAUGUUUGGCUGUGCAUGUGCCACGUUUGGAGCUCUGGUCUUUGCGCUCACAAAGAUCACCGAUACUUAUUGGAAUCAUGGACAGUUCAUUGCAUUCUAUCUAGCGAUAACUGGAGCUUCGGUCAUCUAUCAAUCUGGUAUGCUGUAUUGUGUAUCAAUCGUUGUACCUUCUGAGAUGAAAGCAGCUGGUGGUCUGUUCCAAGUUAUGACGAGUCUUGCUUCAUCCUUUGGUCUGGUGUUCUCCACCAUGGUUGCCGAGGCUCAUACCUCAAAGACUGAGCCAAUCCGAUCGUUCUCGUAUGGAUGCUGGACAGCGGUAGCAUUCGGAACCUUUGCGUUUAUCGCAGCAAUCCCUGGUAUGUGGGGCAUCGGAGUGUUACACAAGACAGGUGAGACAGCGAGAGUAGAUGAUCUAGUAGUCCAUCAUCACGAGGAUGAUGUGAUUCAUCCUCAUCACGUCAACGCUGUGUAG